AUGGAAGAGAGUGGAAUAGAGACAACGCCACCUGGGACGCCUCCACUGAAUCCCACGAGCCUGGCUACUGCUGCCAUGUCCUCCCCAGUUCCUUUAGCUGCAGCCAGUUCGUUCUCGUCUCCAAGCGUGUCCACUGUGGAGUCCUUGCUGCCUCACGUGCAUCCUGCCCCUCAGCCAGCCCUGCCUCCUGUGCAGCCUUCAGCCCCACUGCCUUUCAUGCCCCAGUCCCCAGCUCCUCCUGGCCCACCUCUUGGGACUUCUCUACCUCCACCUGCCUCCCAGCCAGCUGCCACUACCUUCAGUGCUCCUCCUUUAUCCCAUUUCACGCCUUCGACUUCUGCCCCAGGCCCUCUUUCCUCUCCACCCUCUUUGGGCCCUCCGAUAUCAGGAUUUUCUGUGGGCACAACUUAUGACAUUACAAGGGGACAUGCAGGAAGAGCUCCCCAGACACCUCUGAUGCCUUCAUUUUCUGCACCUCCAGUGACAGGUAUUUUGCCACCUCCUAUUACUCAGCAAGCCAGCCUGACUCCUCUGGCACAGGGAGCUGGAACCACAUCAGCCAUUACUUUCCCAGAGGAACAAGAAGAUCCCAGAAUUCACAGAAGCCAGGAUGACGAGUCUGCUGGUGGGAUCUGGGGUUUUAUUAAGGGUGUGGCUGGGAAUCCUAUGGUGAAAUCUGUGCUUGAUAAGACAAAGCAUUCGGUAGAAAGCAUGAUUACAACGCUGGACCCUGGCAUGGCUCCAUACAUCAAAUCUGGAGGUGAGCUGGAUAUUGUAGUGACCUCAAAUAAAGAAGUCAAAGUAGCUGCUGUUCGAGAUGCCUUUCAGGAAGUCUUUGGCUUAGCUGUGGUUAUAGGGGAAGCAGGACAGUCCAAUAUUGCUCCUCAACCAGUGGGCUAUGCAGCUGGAUUAAAAGGUGCCCAGGAACGCAUAGAUAGCUUACGUCGAACUGGAGUGAUCCAUGAGAAGCAGACUGCUGUAUCAGUGGAAAACUUCAUUGCGGAGUUGCUACCUGACAAGUGGUUUGAUGUUGGUUGCUUGGUGGUGGAAGAUCCUGUGCAUGGCAUUCACCUGGAAACGUUUACUCAGGCCACACCAGUGCCUUUAGAGUUUGUGCAACAGGCUCAAAGUCUAACCCCCCAGGACUAUAAUCUGAGGUGGUCAGGCCUUUUGGUGACAGUAGGUGAAGUCCUGGAAAAGAGUUUAGUGAACGUCAGCCGGACUGAUUGGCACCUGGCUUUCACUGGCAUGUCUCGUCGACAGAUAAUCUACAGUGCAGCCAAGGCCGCGGCAGGCAUGUAUAAACAGCGCCUUCCACCGAGGACCCUGUGAAGGUGGCCUGUCCCGGGUACGGAGACUGUCCCUCCCUGUCAACUUCAUGCUAAAGAAGAUACUGCACCUUCUUAAUUCAACACCUUCAAUGAAUCCAGCAGAUUUUGUAAUUUUCCUGUAGACCGCAGUUUUUUUUUUUCCUUUUAAUAAAGGCAUGGUGUCAU
Castor canadensis (American beaver) is the source of this 1496-nucleotide messenger RNA. The record is from RefSeq and is a predicted model, not a curated record. NCBI's taxonomy places the organism in Eukaryota, Metazoa, Chordata, Mammalia, Rodentia, Castoridae.